AUGGCGCUCGAUGGUGACAGCAGCAGCAGCAGCAUCGACAGCAGUAGCAGCAGUAGCAGUAGCAGCUGCAGCAGCAGCAGCAGCUGCUGCUGCUGCUGCUGCUUGUGGCUGUGCGCGUCGCUCGCCGUGCUGGGCGCGUGCUGGGCGGCGCGGCGCGCGCAGCUGUGGAGGCGCGUGGUGACCCCGCGCUUCCUCGCCGCCUUCAGCAAGCGCUACAACCGCCUGAUGGCGCGCACCAAACGGGAACUCUUCUCCAGCAUGGACGACCUGGUACUUGGCAAUGAAAAGCCUCUUCGUGUGUUGGAGAUUGGAGCAGGCACAGGAGCCAACUUUGAGUUUUUCCCACCGGGCACCCAAGUCACGUGUCUUGAUCCCAACCCGCAUUUCAAAAAAUACCUGCUCAGGGCGUUUGACGAGAACCGGCACGUGACUCUCGUGGACACGGUGGUGGCACACGGGGAGGACAUGCGCAGCGUGCCGGACGCCAGCGUGGACGCAGUGGUGUGCACCCUCGUCAUGUGCUCGGUGCGGGAGCCCGAGGGCGUCCUGCGGGAGGUCAUCCGCGUGCUGCGUCCCGGCGGGAAGCUGUACCUCCUGGAGCACGUGGUGGCAGCUCCCGACACGUGGGUGCGUAGCUGUCAGCAGAUGCUGAACCCUCUGUGGUCCUACAUGUGUGACGGGUGCAAGCUGGCUCGUGACACCGCACGCACUGUGCAGGCCGCGGGAUUUUCACAAGUGGACAUCAAGCACAUCAACGCGCCCCUUAAGUUUCCCCUGAUUAAUCCACAUUUAGUGGGGUGUGCAGUCAAAUAGUUACACCGAUCUACGUGGUUCCGUCAUGUUGGUACGCGGAUACAACUACACCACUACGUGCGCUGUACUCUUGCAUGCCUGUCGACCCACACGGUUUUACCUGUAUUCUUGUACAGGGAAAUUGAGUUUUCAGGUCCAUGCGGUGUACAGCCGUUUCAAUAUGGGCAUUUUUGUGUCUAUUUGUUUGUGUUUCUCCCUUGUGAUGGGACUUUGUAGGAUGAACGUUGAGAUGUAUAAGAGCACGGGGUGACCAAUAAGGUCUGAAUUGGUCUGUAAUAAGGUAGGCCACUGAUAAGGGGUUGACAAGUAAUGAAUGCUCUUGGUAUGCAAUUAAUACACCGUUACAUGUGGCUUUGUCCAUUUACCCCUAGAUUGUGAACGUGACAGUCAAACUGAAUGUUUUAUUCUCAAAUGUGGACGGUAGCGUACUCGAAUGCAAGGCCACGUUUAAUAGACCGUCAAAACCCAGGACCUCGAGGGUUGCCAGCCCAUCGCUCUGACAUCACGAGCCACGGGGAGGAAGAAAAAAAACACCCUCUUACCUGAUAAUUGUUUUUUUACCCUUCUAUCUGGCAACAAAACUGACAAAUUUUUUUACAAGGAGUCAUGUUUGCAUAGACCACAAUAUCUGCAGCCAUAAUGCAAACAAAAACAAUUAUCAUAUAUUGUUCUGUUUUUUGUUUGCAUUAUGGCUGCAGGUAUUGUGGUCUAUGCAAACAUGACUCCUUGUAAAAAAAAAAGGUGUCAGUUUUGUUGCCAGAUAGAAGGGUGAAAAAAAAAAUUCUCAUAUUUUUGACUGGCAAAUGAGGUUCCAAUGGUGUAAAUGCUUGACCCUCUUACCUGUGAAGCGUAAAAUGACGAGGUCGAUGUGAGAAUUCUUUUUACGAACUUCUCCGUUGCCCUGACGGGUGCUGCUGUGGCUGUGCCCGCCGUCUCUUGGCCUGUUGGUGGUGGUGUUGGUGGUGGUGUUGGUGGUGGUGUUGGUGGUGGUGUUGGUGGUGGUGGUGUUGGUGGUGGUGUUGGUGGUGGUGGUGGUGUUGGUGGUGGUGGUGUUGGUGGUGGUGUUGGUG
Molecule: messenger RNA, 1883 nt
Organism: Lethenteron reissneri (Far Eastern brook lamprey)
Lineage: Eukaryota; Metazoa; Chordata; Hyperoartia; Petromyzontiformes; Petromyzontidae
Product: N6-adenosine-methyltransferase TMT1A-like
Molecular function (GO): S-adenosylmethionine-dependent methyltransferase activity
Source: RefSeq, a predicted model, not a curated record